This is a messenger RNA of Arachis stenosperma, 834 nucleotides long. Its product is annotated as QWRF motif-containing protein 7-like. The record is from RefSeq and is a predicted model, not a curated record. Gene Ontology annotation, molecular function: microtubule binding. Gene Ontology annotation, cellular component: nuclear microtubule; centrosome; cytoplasm. Gene Ontology annotation, biological process: centrosome cycle; spindle assembly. Lineage: Eukaryota; Viridiplantae; Streptophyta; Magnoliopsida; Fabales; Fabaceae. The transcript has 3 exons. Bases 1 to 834 code for a protein of 277 amino acids.
AUGGAUAUAACUUCACGCGGUACACGUGACACUCUUCCUUCUCGACGUAGCCAAGUUAUGGUGGCAUCGCAGCUCGUCCGGAGCAGAAGUGGAAGCAUAACGGCGAACGAGAGAUCUUCACCGAGGAAGCCUAGCUCGAGUAGCAAAAGAUUCAUCAGAGGCAAUAACCGUUCAAGAUCGUCAAGAACAGCGCAAAGUAGUUCGGGUGCCACGUCACCGCCAGGCAUGAUGAAGAAGGUGCCUUCUGCGUGGGCUAUGUCGCCGGGAAGGUCAUCUCUUGGCUCACCGAUUGUUCCAAAGGCGGUGUCUGAGUCGCCCGCGAAAGCAAAUGGCGGUGGCGUGGUCAGCAAGGUGUUGAAUUACUGGAAGCAAAAAAAAGCUUCGGUAAUUGAAGAAGAAGGAUACCAUAGGUUUAGGAUUUUGCAUAACAGGCUUUUGCAGUGGCGCUUUAUCAAUGCUAGAGCUCACUUUGCCAUGGCUCGUUUCAAAACUGUAGCCGAGAUGCAACUCUUUUCUGUAUGGUUUCGAGCUCUCCAAAUAAGAAAGAUGAUAUUACAAAAGAGAAUUGAAUUACAAAAUGCCAAACAUGUGAUGAAGCUUUAUCAAAUAGUGAUUCCGCAAGAUUCCUUUCUUGAUGAAUGGGCAAAAUUGGAGAUAAGAAAUCAAGAACCUUAUGGGGGAUUGGAGAGGAAGUUGCUUGCACUAUCCACUACAAUGCCUUUGUCUCGCGAUCUUAAGGUUAAUACUGUGUCUAUGCGUGAAGCCUUGAACACAGCCACUGAAGUAAUGAAUCUCGUUGAACCAUUGAUCAUGAGAUUCCAAAUUCAGGUUUGA